Messenger RNA from Corvus hawaiiensis (hawaiian crow), 2131 nucleotides. It is a transcript of the gene ZC2HC1A, whose product is annotated as zinc finger C2HC-type containing 1A. Lineage: Eukaryota; Metazoa; Chordata; Aves; Passeriformes; Corvidae. The record is from RefSeq and is a predicted model, not a curated record. The transcript has 9 exons. The coding region runs from base 16 to 1098 and encodes 360 amino acids.
CAAUGGGAGCGGCGGAUGUUGGCGGGCCGGGAGGUGGCGGCGUUGCCACAGCAGCGGCGGUCGGAAACCGAGCCCAGCCCGAGCCGGCGGUCGGGGCGCGCCAUGGAGGGGCUGGAAGGUGAGGUUGCAGUGCAAACUGGAGAUCUGUUGCCGUGUAAGAUUUGUGGAAGAACUUUCUUUCCAGCAGCACUGAAAAAGCAUGGACCCAUUUGCCAAAAAACUUCUGCCAAGAAAAGGAAGACGUUCGAUUCCAGCCGACAGAGAGCAGAAGGAACUGACAUUCCCACAGUAAAACCUCUUAAGCCACGGCCAGAACCACCCAAAAAACCGUCUAACUGGAGACGAAAGCAUGAGGAAUUUAUAGCAACUAUACGAGCAGCCAAAGGACUUAAUCUUAAAGAUGGUGGAAAACUCCCUCCACCACCCCCACCAUCAUAUGACCCUGAUUACAUUCAGUGUCCGUACUGUCAGAGGAGAUUUAAUGAAAAUGCAGCUGACAGACACAUCAAUUUCUGUAAGGAGCAAGCUGCACGUAUUACUAAUAAGGGGAAAUUGGCAGCUGAUACCAAAGGGAAGCUUCCUGCUCGAACACAGUACAAACCUGCUGCGGUUAAGAAGAUGCCUUCUGUAGGAUCAACACCAUCACCAUCAUCACGCUUACCACAGCCAAGUGGUGUUAGCAAAACUGUUGUAGGUGCUUCUUCAAGUAAAGCUUCUUCUUCGUCUGGAUCCAGUGGGAGCAAAAUUCAAACGUUAUCACCAGCUCAUAAGAACUCACUGGGAAUGGUGAACCCACAAGCAGGGGGCACAACAAAAGCCCGGACAUCAACCCCUCCUAGCGUGGCAAGAGCCAUGAGCACGGGUGCUCUAACAAACAGAAGAAAAACUAGCAAUUCAGACAUUUACUUAAGGUCUGACGGGAAAACUGGGUAUGACAGUAGAGACUGCCCAUCCUCAGUCAACGGAGGAAGUGCAAAAAGCAGUGAAGGAAUUUCACCUGUGCAGUUAUCCAAGUUCUGCCAUGAAUGUGGAACAAAGUAUCCAGUGGAAUGGGCGAAAUUCUGCUGUGAGUGUGGAAUUCGAAGAAUGGUUGUGUGAACACAUUCUUAAAAGCAGAAAGAAAACAAGAAAUUGGAACAUCUGCUAGGUACUGUUGCAUGGAAAGCUUGAGCACUCCGUCCAGGUAGACUUCAUGCUGCAAACAUUGAAACACCAUUUUGUAAUUUUCUGAGUGCAAUCUUCUGGUUACACAGUUAUUUAUAAACAAAUACAUAUAUUGUACAUAAAAAUAGCAGCUACCUAAAACUGUGCCAUUCAAGGAAAUACUCUUUACUCUUUGUUGAAAAUAUUUAAAAGUAAGGUAAAAAUAUGUUAAGUAACCUAGGUAGCAGAAGUGGUUCAAUGUUUGGUUUUUUUUUUGUAAAUCCUACUAGACAAAGGAUUUUUUAAAUCACUUAUGUAGGGUAAUACUCACCUAGAGGGAACUAGCCAUGAACAACUUGGGCUUCAAAAGUUUCUCUGUGGAGGCAUUUCCUGCAUCUGUGACAGUAAUUUAGAUGCUGUUUUCUAAGUGAAAACACCAUGAGCAACUCCUUAUAAAUUCCUGGAUAAAAGUGUAAAAAGUCUGGAUCUUUAAACUCUUUAACAUUAAUAUGCUAAUUGGACUUUCCAGUUGCUUCCUAGGAUUUUUUUAAAGAAUCAAAGUGGAAAGACUACCUGAGAAUUCUCUUUGCAUGUAAGAAGAAAGGCAAGAUUUUCUUUUUGUGGCUUUCCAUGUUUUGUUUUUCAGUAAGAACAUGUUCAUAUUUUUAUCUAUUUAUAAUGAAAAAUAUGGUAUUCACUUUAUUAUGACUCAUUUUGUUAAGUUCCUUUUGUUUUGAAAUACUUGUCUUCCUCCUCCUGUGCUCCACCAUGACUAGCAUAUCUAAAGGUGUUGUGCUUUGUCUUUGUCCUAUUUCCAAAGGUCCUGCUCUUUUUUUUUUUUUUUGUCUCUUCCCUCAUUUCCUGAAAGUCGAAGUCUAUGCUUAUACUACCUAAAUGUUGAAUUCUUAUUUUGAAAACAGCCUUCUUGAUGUAUCCAAUACCAAAAAAAAAAAUUAGUUCUAUAAAAAUGAAUGCUAUUAGAGCAGUA